Molecule: messenger RNA, 2145 nt
Organism: Rhodotorula toruloides NP11
Lineage: Eukaryota; Fungi; Basidiomycota; Microbotryomycetes; Sporidiobolales; Sporidiobolaceae
Product: Cactin
Exons: 8
Coding region: 1-2145 (714 amino acids)
Biological process (GO): mRNA cis splicing, via spliceosome
Cellular component (GO): spliceosomal complex; cytoplasm
Molecular function (GO): protein binding
Source: RefSeq, a predicted model, not a curated record
AUGUCCAGCUCGUACGACCGGCGAGACUACGACCGCGACCGCGGGCGCGACCGGCACUCCUCCUCGCGCCGCCGCUCCGCCUCGCCAGACGACCGUCACCACCACUCCUCUUCUUCGCGGCGGGACAGGGACAGGGACUACCGCGACUCGGACAGGGACAGGGAGUCGAAGCGGAGUAGGAGGGACGAGCGGGACAGGGAUGAGAGGAGGGACAGAGAUAGAGACCGCCGGGACGGGUCGAGGGAGAGGGGGAGUAGUAGGCGAGAGAGGAGUGGGAGCAGGGAAAGGUCCUCGAGGGACAAGGACAGGGACAGGGACUCGAAGAGGCACAAGCACCGCGAGACGUCCGAGGAACGCCGUGCUCGCAAGGCCGCGCGAAAGAAGGAGAAAGAGGCAGACGCCGCCCUCCUCCUGCCAGAAGAAGCCCGCCUCGCCGCCGCCGAAGUCGCUUUCUACUCGGCGCAGGAUAACCCGUUCCACGAUGCCAACCUCGGCGACAAGUUCGUUUGGGGCAAGAAGAGGGAGAAGGAGCGCAAGAUGGGCUUGACGCAGGAGGAGGCGCUUCUGCGCGACCGUGAGCGGGCGAUGGAGAGUCAGCAAGAGAUUGAAAGGCUCAACCGACGACGUGCCGAGCGCGAACAAGAAGCCAUCCUGCGCGAGCAAGAGGCGAUGCGGCAAGCGCGCAUGGCCGAGUCGGCUCAGAUGGCCGCCUGGAUCGACAAGGAGGACGACUUUCAUCUUGAGCAGGCGAAGCGGCGCGCUGAGAUCCGUGUUCGCGAGAGGCGGGCCAAGCCGAUCGAUUUCCUCGCGCUCAAUCUCAAGUGGAGUCAGCCGCCGCUGCAACCGGGCGACGAAGGGUACGACGAGCAGGAGGAGGAUGAGGGCGAGGGUCUCGAGGUCGACCUGGAGGAGCCGUACGCGAUCUUUGAACAUCUCACGCUCGAAGACGCCGAGGAGCUUCACGAGGACAUCAAGAUGUACCUCUCGCUGGAGAAGAUCGAGGCCCAUCAAGAGUUCUGGCGGUCGCUUCUGAUCGUCUCGUCCGCUUCGCUUGAGGCACUUCGCGAGGAGCGGCAGAUGGGCAUCACCGCUUACGCCGCCCAGACUCGCGCCAAUGCCUCCGUCAAGGCCGAGAUCACCCGGCUGCUCAGCGGCAAAUCUUACGACCAGCUCGUACAGCUGCAGGGUCAGGUCCAGGCCAAACUCGCGAGCGGCGAGCCGAUCGACGUCGACUACUGGGAAGGCUUGCUCAAGGAGCUCGUCGUGUGGAAGGCCAAGGCCAAGCUGCGCGACAUGCACGAGGUCGUGCUUAACAAUCGUCUCGAGCAGCUGCGGAAGAAGCAGCGCGACGAGGCGCUGCGGUACGCCCAGGAGGUUAAGAGCGCUCUGGUCCCUGCCGCGCCCGAAGUCGAGGAGGAGGAAAUGGAGGUUGAGGAGGAGGAGGCGGAGCCAGAAGGACCUGCGGUCGAGCCUAUCGUCGCCGAGGCGUGGAAUGACGCCUGGGAGCCGCCUCUCAUGAACAAGAUCGCCGACGAGUUCAGGACCUGCCAGGUCCUUGACGCCGCGACUGACCGUCAGAAUUUGUACUCGGCUCGUCGCGCCGUCGCUCAGGCUCGGUUCGUCGUCAAGCAGCGCGCCGGUCCGACCGAGGCCAAAGAGGGCCCCAGCAAGGACGAGGAGAUCUACCAGGCUGCCGUCGGCCAAGGCUUCGACGACGAGGAAGAGCUGUUCAACAUGGAGGCAGAGCUGUCCAGACAGUCCUACACCUGGGAAGACAAGUACCGCCCGCGCAAGCCCCGAUACUUCAACAAGGUGCACACGGGAUACGAGUGGAACAAGUACAACCAGACGCACUACGACUCCGACAACCCGCCGCCCAAGGUCGUCCAGGGCUACAAGUUUAACGUCUUCUACCCGGAUCUCAUCGACAAGACGAAGGCGCCUCAGUACCGCAUCGUCAAGAACAAGGAGAACCCGGACAUCUGCACCAUCGUCUUUUCAGCCGGCCCGCCUUACGAAGACAUCGCCUUCACGAUCGUCAACAAGCCUUGGGAGCACUCGCACAAGCGCGGCUUCAGGAGUUCAUUCGACCGCGGUGUCCUCCAGCUCCACUUCUCGUUCCGCCGCACGUUCUACCGCAAGUAA